GUCCGGCGUCUCCUCCGAGAAAAAUUGAACAUGUCUCAAGAUGCAGAUUUUUUAGCCCACGAGACAGCCGCUUGUGACAUUGUGAACUCAUACGAGCACGAAGAUGGUCCAGGCCCUGACUACCAGAAACUCGCCUUUGAUCUCGCAAAUGGAUCUAAAACCCCUUGGAAUGCGAGGAUUCUCGAUUUGCUCCUUGAAGAUUUGAAGGAGAGGAAUGAGAAAGAGGGAUGGGUAGUCCGAAGGUCGGAUGGCUACUACAGAGAAAUACUUGAGCAUCGCUACAAGCGGCUGCGGACAAUAUGGAGAGAAGGGCAGGCAAAGGUCACAGCGAAGGGAACAUUGGAAACUGGAGAAGAGGUGGAGAAGAGGUUGGUCGCACAGAGAGACAAAACUCUCAAAUUGGUUUGUCAAGCAACCCGUCGACGAAAUAAAUAUAUGCGAAGAACAAAAGUUCUUCAUCACGUCAUUGAGUUAAAAAAGGAUGAAACCGCCGAGGAUCUCCCAACUUGGCAGUGGCUUCAGAGGCUAGUCAAGACGCUG
This is a messenger RNA of Suillus plorans, 540 nucleotides long. RefSeq lists its product as uncharacterized. The transcript is spliced from 2 exons. Lineage: Eukaryota; Fungi; Basidiomycota; Agaricomycetes; Boletales; Suillaceae. The record is from RefSeq and is a predicted model, not a curated record. The annotation marks the transcript as partial.